Messenger RNA from Periconia digitata, 1698 nucleotides. Lineage: Eukaryota; Fungi; Ascomycota; Dothideomycetes; Pleosporales; Periconiaceae. The record is from the annotation of a GenBank genome assembly.
UUCUUGAAUAUCCUUUCUCUCUUGUUAGCUCGCCUGCACUACUCGCUUUCUCAACGAGCUACAACCAAAGCACAGAAUCGUCCUCCUAGGAAAAUGAAUCCCUCCCACCGAGGCUUCAUCCCGUCGGAUGGUAGAGCUCAUCCCAUUCAGAACCCGAACGCAAAUGCUGCGCGGUCGAACUCGACCACGACCCAGUCCUCGAACCCCCCCACGAACCCUCGCACCGCAAUCGUCCAGCCACGGGCGGUCGGUUCUCAGCUGCUACCGUUGGGAACAUGGCCAAAUCAUGGCGCGGUUCCUAAUCCGUUGAUCGCAACCACGACGGCCCCAGCCGCGACGCAUGGGCGAAACCCAAGCGGCACCUCGUUCCCACCCGUCAGUCUUCGCAAUCUCUCAAACUUGACCCGCGAUCCAGUCGUCGGCCUCCUAGUGUCGACCAUCAUCGAAUACAGCACUAGUCCAAUAGCUUUCAGGGGCAGGAUUGCAGAUGACGAGAUCAACGCUGGGCUUUUCUUCUGGGGUCCAGCGACUGUUCCGAAUAUGGUGUCCGUGGUAAAUCGAGGCUUCCUUUUCGUGGAAUGGCUAUACCUUUUCACCCUGCGCCCGGAUCUUCUCAACGGUGGCCCUCCUUCCGUGGUAGAAGCUUACAUACAACAGGCGGCGUACCCUUUCGAGACCUGGUCCUCCAUGGGCUCCAUACUUCGGCAAGCGCGUGGAAACGGCUUCAACGUGCAGACCGUCAACUCUGCCCUUGUCCAAGCGCCGCGGGCACCUCGGCCGCUAGGUAACAUAUAUCAGGGGCACACCGAGGAAUACUGGGCGAUUGAUGGCAGCAAGGGUUGGGCGGACGAUGCUCCGAGUACCGUUGGAGGUGGAUCGAUGGUCCAAAAUGGCCACGCUGGGAACAUGCCGCUCCUUACGGCUCCAUAUGUCCCUCCGGCACCACCACGUCCUCCACCGCCACCACCAGCUGCAGCAACGAAUUUCCGGGGGAAUUUCCAUUUUUCCAGUGGAGCACUUCGAAUGUGGGAAAACCUCAUGUCUCGACGGUUUCGUCUUCCAUGGUAUGCAAAGGAUAGUCCCGUGCAUGACAUCUCCAGCCAUUGUCCACCGAUCAUGGUCGAUAUCAGCCUGAUGGACUUUCCCGUGAGCGCGGUCGAGCUGAUCACUUUCUUUCCGGAGCAUACGCGGUGGCCGAGCGUCGCGUACCGCCUACACGAGCACGGAUGGGGUGCAAGCGCCAUAUGCCACAUGCUGCACUACACCCGCGACUUGAAGAGCGCAGGAUGUAUGCAGCGGGGCACAAUGCAGAAGCGGUUCACGUUUGCGAAUACCUGGCGUCGCAGCAACUCCAGCGCCGUAGUAUCGGCUUUCCCCUCACGAAUGGACCGUUCCUACUCAGGGAAAGAUAGAGAGGUGGCUCAUACCGAUUACUACGUAGUCGACCUUGCCGAGGGUGUUGUCAAGUUCCCAGAGGACGAUAAUGCCCGGACGUUGACGCAUGUGGUCCGGCACGCGAUGGCCAACUCCAACAAUUUCCUGAGGCUGAGCGAAGUAGCGGAGUAUGCGCGGAACAACGAUGUCUUCCAAGAAGAGGUUCCCUACGACGUUGCGAUUGAAGAUCGCCUUGCUGUCGAAGAGCUGGAGAAAGAGAUCGAGCGCCACUAUGAACGGAAGUUCCACCGGCGUCUGUUUUAG